CCAGCCUGGGAGCGCUUGACCUCUCCGCCCCUUCGAAUGUCCCGCCCCCUAUCUCCGCCGGUCCCCACCCCACCACCCGCAAUAGGAGCGGACUUGGGCUGGAGCCGCCCUUGGUGACGGUCGGUGGCUUGGCUCCAGUGCACGUUCGGGCUGUCUCGCAGCCUUGGCACCUGUCGGACCGUGUGUCUCGGAAUUAGAGCCCCUGACUCCGUUCUGGCCAGGGAGGGUCAUGAUUUCCCUGCCUGCAGCCCCUGCCACCAACUGGCCGCUGUGUUUGUUCCUGGGGCUCAGUACUCUCGCUUACCCCUCAAAGGCCCAGGUGAAGGUGCACAUGCCUGCUGGCCUCACCACGUUGCGCGCGGUAGAGGGAGCAGAUAUGGUGCUCCCGACCUGGUACACUCUGGAAGGAGAGAAGUUUGUGGUCCGGCCGUGGGAAGUGCCCCUUGUGAUUUGGUUCCUGGAACAGAAAGGGAAGAAAGAGCUAAAGCAGGUGCUGUCCUACAUCAACGGGUCCAUCUCAAGCAACCCUGGAAUAUCCCUGGUCCAUUCCAUGCCCUCGCGGAACGUGUCCCUGAGGCUGCAGGGCCUCCAAAAAAAAGACUCUGGCUCCUACAGCUGCUCCGUGAAUGUGCAACACAAGGGCCACGACAGCAAAACGGUGGAACUCAAUGUGCUGGUCCCUCCAGCGACUCCAGCCUGCAGUCUCCUGGGUGUGUCCCAUGCGGGGGCCAAUGUGACCCUGAGCUGCCAGUCCCCGAGGAGUGACCCUGUGGCUCAGUACCAGUGGGAGCGGCUGUCCCCAUUGCCCCAGGUCUUCUUUCCACCGGUUUUAGAUAGCAAACGUGGGUCUUUAAAGCUCACCAACCUUUCCACUUCUAUGUCUGGCAUCUACCUCUGCACGGCCCAAAAUGAAGUGGGCAGUGCCCACUGCAAUGUGACCCUGAAAGUAACCACAGGGUCAAGAGCUGCAGUGAUUGCUGGUGCGGCUGUGGGCACUCUGGUUGGAUUGGUGCUGCUGGUUGGGCUGGUUCUCUUGUACCAACGGCAACGCCAGGGCAAGGUCCUAGAGGAUGUAGCCAAUGAUAUCAAGGAGGAUGCCACUGCUCCCCGGACUCUGACCUGGUCCAAGGGCUCAGACACACUCUCCAAGAAUGGAACUCUUUCUUCUGUGACCUCAGCACGUGCCCUCCGGGUAUCUCAUGCCCCUCCCAGGCCUGGCACUCUCACCCCCACGCCUAGUGUCUCUACUCAGCCCCUGCCUUCACCAAGCCUACUCAAGACAGAUGGGGCCAGCCCUCAGCCUGUCUCCCCCAGCCCUGGUGGAAUUUCUCGCUCUGCUCUGAGACGCAUGGGUGCAGUGAAUGUGAUGGUGCCUGCCCAGACUCAGGAUGGGUCCCUGGUGUGAUGGCUUAGACACUCACCAUCUGGUGUCUUGCCUUCCUGUAUGGGUCAGCCCUAGUGCACAGACCUGAGCCCUUGGAGGGCAGCCACAUUUCAGUCUUCUGACCUCACCUCUCUUCAUUGUGGGAAAACUGGGUCUCAGGAAGACCCAAAUAUCCAGGAGGUCAAAGGAGAAGAGGAAGCAGACCUGGGUUUGGGGGAAGCUACACUCCUCCUUAUGAAGCCAGCUGAAUGCUGCUGAGAUUGGCUAACCUCCAUGGGCUCUGGAGAAGACUGCCAGGAUCUGUACCUCACCCCUAUCUAAUGCCAUCCUUUGCUGCCACUCCAGCUCCUUGCAUUUUAAUGUAACCUGUCCUGCUGGCCUGGUUGGGUUUCUUGGGGCAGAGGCUAGGAAAGGCAUU
This is a messenger RNA of Fukomys damarensis (Damara mole-rat), 1802 nucleotides long. It is a transcript of the gene Esam, whose product is annotated as endothelial cell adhesion molecule. The transcript is spliced from 7 exons. The coding region runs from base 230 to 1405 and encodes 391 amino acids. Gene Ontology annotation, biological process: homophilic cell-cell adhesion. NCBI's taxonomy places the organism in Eukaryota, Metazoa, Chordata, Mammalia, Rodentia, Bathyergidae. The record is from RefSeq and is a predicted model, not a curated record. Gene Ontology annotation, molecular function: cell-cell adhesion mediator activity. Gene Ontology annotation, cellular component: plasma membrane; adherens junction.